Peromyscus leucopus (white-footed mouse) is the source of this 4131-nucleotide messenger RNA. It is a transcript of the gene Traf2, whose product is annotated as TNF receptor associated factor 2. The transcript is spliced from 11 exons. Gene Ontology annotation, cellular component: cytosol; plasma membrane signaling receptor complex; cytoplasmic side of plasma membrane. Gene Ontology annotation, biological process: protein K63-linked ubiquitination; regulation of apoptotic process; positive regulation of canonical NF-kappaB signal transduction. Gene Ontology annotation, molecular function: ubiquitin protein ligase binding; zinc ion binding; tumor necrosis factor receptor binding. The record is from RefSeq and is a predicted model, not a curated record. NCBI's taxonomy places the organism in Eukaryota, Metazoa, Chordata, Mammalia, Rodentia, Cricetidae. Bases 1194 to 2699 code for a protein of 501 amino acids.
UCCCAAAUUUUUAAUUAAAGUUAUUAAAAUUUUUAUCUUUAUUUUAUGUGAACUGGUGUUUAUCUGCAUGAUGUCUGUGCAGCGCUUGUGUACAGUGUCUGCAGAGCCCAGAUGAGGGCAUUGGGUCCCCUGGAACUGGAGUUACAGGUGGGUUGUUGAUUACCCUUGUGGGUGCUGGGAACCAAACUCUGGUCCUCUGGAGGAGCAGCAAGACUCCUAACUGCUGAGCCAUCUCUUCAGCCCUACACUUUGUUAAUUGAAUUACUUGGUUCUUUGACAAUUUGUGUCUAUUUUAAAAGCCUUCUGAUUACUGGUGCUCCACACACAGCUCAGAAGUACUCCCUAUGAAACCUGUCCUACAUUCAUGUCUCUGGUUGUUUUGUGCCAGCUGGGGUUUUUGUUUUAGUUCAUUCGUUGUUGAUGUGAUGUCUCACUGAGUUUCCUCGACAGAGCAGACGCACGUGUGAUACAAGGAGAAGCAUCCACCUCAGAGAAAGGGACAGAGUCAGGUUUGCCCUCCUGCCCAGGGCUAUCCGCCCUGUUGGGUGCUUAGAGUAGAUGGAGGUUAUACAUGUGCUCUGUGAACUUGGAUGGAAGAGUCAUUAGAUUGUAUAUGCAGAAGAAUUGAGUGAAUGUGGGUCUGGGUGAGCUGUGUCCUGCAGGUUAGGGACACUCAACAGCUUUGUCCUGGUGCUCCAUAUAGAAGCUCUCAUCUCUGUCCUGCCAGGUCCCCUUCGGGAGUCACUGCCUUAGACACCCAUGUGCCUCUUUGGUAAAGCAUACCCAUGAGAGUGUGGGGUCAUUGUGGUGCUAAUGUUUCCCAGAGGUGAUCGGGGGAGAUGACAUGCUGUUUGUGAUGCAGUAGCUGUGUGUACUUACUUGUCCUAGAUUUCAAGUGUGCUGGGUUAAAGUGCCUUGUGCUUGGGCUCUCUCUUAAGUUACCCAUCUAGGUACACAGGGGACAUGUGCGGAGACAUGCAGACAGCACGGAGGAGUUCCGUGAAAGCUCUGCAGGCUGCUAGGCUUUGUCCUAACAGGACUCCUGCUUCUGAACUCAACACCCUCAGCCGAGGGUUGGUUCCCAGAAACCAGUCAUACUGGUGCCUGUCAUCUGAAAACCACUGGUUGAAGGAGAAGAAGGUGGCAGGUGACAGCUGUCCCUGGGCUUUGUGGCGUGUGGGGUUAUAACUCACAUGGCUGCAGCCAGUGUGACUCCCCCCGGCUCCCUAGACCUGCUGCAGCCCGGCUUCUCCAAGACCCUCCUGGGGACCAAGUUAGAAGCCAAGUACCUGUGCUCAGCCUGCAGAAACAUCUUGCGGAGGCCCUUCCAGGCCCAGUGUGGUCACCGCUACUGUUCCUUCUGCCUGACCAGCAUCCUCAGCUCUGGGCCUCAGAAUUGUGCAGCCUGUGUCCAUGAAGGCCUGUAUGAAGAAGGCAUUUCUAUUUUAGAGAGUAGUUCGGCCUUUCCAGAUAAUGCUGCCCGCAGGGAGGUGGAGAGCCUACCAGCUGUCUGUCCCAAUGAUGGAUGCACCUGGAAAGGAACCUUGAAGGAAUAUGAGAGCUGCCACGAAGGGCUAUGCCCAUUCCUGCUCACCGAGUGUCCUGCAUGUAAAGUCCUGGUCCGCCUCAGCGAGAAGGAGCGCCACACUGAGCAGGAAUGCCCCAAAAGGAGCCUGAGCUGCCAGCACUGCAGGGCAUCUUGUAGCCAUUCAGACCUGGAGGUACACUACGAGGUCUGCCCUAAGUUCCCCUUAACCUGUGAAGGCUGCGGCAAGAAGAAGAUCUCUCGGGAAAAGUUUCAGGACCAUGUUAGAUCAUGCACCAAGUGUCGGGUUCCCUGCAGAUUCCACACCAUCGGCUGUCCUGAGAUGGUGGAGACUGAGGAGCUUCAGGAGCAUGAGGUGCAGAGGCUGCGGGAACACCUGGCCCUGUUGCUGAGCUCGUUCCUGGAGUCCCCAGCCUCACAGGCAAGCCAGAACCAGGCGGGGCCGGAGCUGCUGCAGCGCUGCCACACUUUGGAGCAGAAGACAGCCACCUUCGAGAACAUUGUCUGCGUCCUGAACCGGGAAGUAGAGCGGGUGGCAGUGACUGCAGAGGCUUGUAGCCGGCAGCAUCGGCUAGACCAGGACAAGAUUGAGGCCCUGAGUAACAAGGUGCAGCAACUAGAGAGGAGCAUUGGCCUCAAGGACCUUGCCAUGGCCGACCUGGAGCAGAAGGUCUCAGAGUUGGAAGCAUCCACCUAUGAUGGAGUCUUCAUCUGGAAGAUCUCAGACUUUGCCAGGAAGCGUCAGGAAGCUGUAGCUGGCCGUACACCUGCUAUCUUCUCCCCAGCCUUCUACACAAGCAGAUACGGCUACAAGAUGUGUCUGCGAGUCUACUUGAAUGGCGAUGGCACUGGGCGGGGAACUCAUCUGUCUCUUUUCUUCGUGGUGAUGAAAGGCCCCAAUGAUGCCCUCUUGCGGUGGCCUUUUAAUCAGAAGGUAACGUUGAUGUUGCUGGACCAGAACAACCGGGAGCAUGUAAUCGACGCAUUCAGGCCUGAUGUGACCUCAUCCUCCUUCCAGAGGCCUGUCAGUGACAUGAAUAUCGCCAGCGGCUGCCCCCUCUUCUGCCCUGUGUCCAAGAUGGAGGCCAAGAAUUCCUAUGUGCGGGAUGAUGCUAUCUUCAUCAAAGCUAUUGUGGACCUAACAGGACUCUAGCCACCCGUACUAGGAAUAGCAGCUCAGUGAGGAGCUGCCUCACUGGGCCAGGGCCCUGCCACACAAGGGUGGGCAGGCUUGGUGCAAGCGCUGGGAAGGGCCUCAGCCUAAGCCAGUCACCAUCACACGGAAAGGCAGGAAGGAGCCUCCAGUUGGUCCUCAACUGGUGGACUGUGGGGGGUCCAUUCAGCUCAGGGUCCUUGUGGGACAAGCUGGGGUCUUCUCAGCUUUCCAGUAGAAAAGCUGUUGCUGUCUUUUCUGUCUGGGGAAGGGAGAGGCCCUUGGGUGGGGUACUCAGAAAGAGCCUGGAGAGAGAGAGAGAGAGAGGGCUUCAGAGCUCCACCAGCAGCAAGAGUGUGGUGGUCGAACUUACCCACUCUGGCUUGUGGCAAGGAGGUAGGGGCUCACAGGAGAAGGGCAUCCCCCUGCAGAGCCCAGCCCAGGGGAGAAGCACUCUGAGACACAGGCACUGGAAAAGGCCUGCCUGGGCUGCACAGCCCUGCCAGGUGGCCUGUAUUGAGGAGAAGUGAUUAAACUAUUCAGAAGUCUAUGACAAGUGGUGUUCAUCUGGCUCCAGGAUGCCUGCUGUGUCCAGCCUAGGUAGAAAUGGCCCUCUGGGGCUUCUGCUUUCCUCUUCACAUUGACUGUCUGUUCCUUGUACCCUUCAAGCCCAGGGCUCCCUGUGAGCACUCUAUCAUGGGUCUGCCUGUGCAGAAGUGAAGGACUGACCCUUGCCUGGCUCAUGUUCAAGGUUGUUUCCUCAGGGUUCUGGCCUGGUUCACUCUUUGGACUGAGGUUGGAAUGGAGGCACCAUGGUCUAGGUACUGGGCAUGUCUGUUAGUCAGAAGGCAUAUCCAGUCUCCCUCGGUCCGCUUUCAAGUCACCACAAUAGGAAAUGGGGAGAGCACCAGGGUGGACCCAUCCAUGCCCAUCUCGGUGAGCCUGCUGUGAUUGAGGAAACAUUGCUGUCUAGACCUGUUCAGGUUCCUGCUCUGUCUGAAUGUGUUCACUCUGUAUGUGUCGGCUUUGAAAGUAUACGGAAACAGCAUGGGAUGGCAUCAUGGCGGAGGACUGGCUUCCCCUGACUGCCCUGUGGCUUUCUGGUGGAGGACACAUCUUGUUUUUUUCUCCUGAGUCUGUGCCUUGAGUUCGUAAGCUGGACCAGGGUCUAGGCCCGCCUGUCACCCGUGGCCCCAGGAGAGCUGGUGUUACAUGGCUGUCCCUUAGGUAUUUGUACUUGCUCUGCAGAGAACUACAUCAGGGGUCUUACAGCUGUGUGUGACCUGUGUGCCUUGUAGUAACUUACUUAUACUUCUCUGAGGGCUGACUUUACCAGCUUUAUUGCUCUGGAAUUUCUCCAUAGGAACUGCCCAUUUCUGUCCAUUUUUCUUUCUUCCUGCUUGGUAAAAGUUUCUGGUCUUUCUAACAUUGA